AUGGCCCUGAGAAGCUGGCGUGCCGAGCUGGCCGUGACAGCGUUUUGGGGCGCAGGCAAGUGCCAGAGGGAUGCAUACUCGUGGUAUGGACCGCUCUGCUCCGAUGAGUGCUAUCCGAUACAGUCCGAAUCCAACAAUUACAUCGCCUUGCGAGGUAGCACUGCUGGUCGUUCCAAUGUGCUGUACGCAGAAUUUCAGACGGGCAGCCAGCGCACGGCCGAUGUCAACUUUUCCAGCCCAGACUUUCGAGAGCUGUACGAUAUGGACACCGACCCGUGGUCGAUGAACAACCUGGUCUAUGGACCCCACGCCCAGGCGGGUGCCAUCGGUGAGGUACCACAGCUCCACGCAGCGUUGAUGGCGUGGUACUCGUGUGCGGGCAAGGACUGCUGGGAUCUUUGA
Molecule: messenger RNA, 402 nt
Organism: Emiliania huxleyi CCMP1516
Lineage: Eukaryota; Haptophyta; Isochrysidales; Noelaerhabdaceae
Exons: 4
Coding region: 1-402 (133 amino acids)
Source: RefSeq, a predicted model, not a curated record